Lasiosphaeria miniovina is the source of this 1203-nucleotide messenger RNA. Its product is annotated as Sialidase. Bases 1 to 1203 code for a protein of 400 amino acids. The record is from RefSeq and is a predicted model, not a curated record. The transcript has a single exon. Lineage: Eukaryota; Fungi; Ascomycota; Sordariomycetes; Sordariales; Lasiosphaeriaceae.
AUGCGCUUCUCCCAGAUCCUACCCUGGCUGGCCGCGGCCGUGGGCCCCGUCGUCGCCGCCGAUGGCGAUCCCUGGAGCCUCUUCACCGACAAGGUCGUCUUCGACGGCCGCGCGCAGAACCUCUCGGCCAGCUACCCGCGCCUGGCCGAGCUCGAGGACGGCACGCUGCUCGCCACCACGGGCCUCUUUGGCGCCACGCCGGCCUUCUUCCCCGUCUUCGAGAGCACCGACGGCGGCAUCCACUGGGCCUGGGUCUCCAACAUCACCGACCAGGUCAACGGUUGGGGCAUGAGCGCCCAGCCCGCCAUCAUCGAGCUGACCGAGCCCCUGGGCGGCUUCCCCGCCGGCACCGUGCUCGCCUCGGGCAACAGCUGGCACCCCGACUCGUCCAACUCGUCCACCGGCGGCACCAAGAUCGACCUGUACGCCUCGACCGACAAGGCCCGCACCUGGCAGUUUGUCAGCCACAUCGCCCAGGGCGGCGCCCCCAACACCACCAACGGCGCCACCCCCAUCUGGGAGCCGUUCCUGAUGGUCUACGGCCGCUCCCUCGCCGCCUACUACUCGGACCAGCGCGACCCGCUGCACGGCCAGAAGCUCGCCCACCAGGUCUCGACCGACCUGCGCACGUGGGGGUCCGUGGUCAACGACGUCGCCUACGACCUGUACAUGCAGCGGCCCGGCAUGACCGUCGUCGCCCACAUCCCGCCAAUCGACAAAUACAUCCUCGUGUACGAGAACCCGGCCGGCAACUCGUCGUCGCACGGCUCGCACUACCCCGUCUACUACCGGCUGUCCGACUCGCCGCUAACCUUUGACGCGGCCGAGGGCGUUGGCAUCGAGAUCGGCGGCGCCUUCGCGCCUAACGCCGCCCCCUACGUCGUGUGGUCGCCCGCCGGCGGCCCGAACGGCACCGUCGUCGUCUCCGACGCCGACUACAGCACCGUCUACACCAACACGGCCGGUGGCGACCCUGCUGCGUGGCAGCGCCGCGCCGUACCCCAGCCGUCCGCCUACAGCCGCGCCCUGCUGGUGUUUAAGGAGCACCCCGACCACCUGAUGCUUUUGUCGGGCGGGACUUUCGACGGCCCCGAGCCCAAGAUCUUGACCGCGUCUGUUGUCAGUCUGACUGCUGUGCUCGGAGGUGACUGUCUAAGCUCGGCCAAGAACACCAGGCGCGAGCUGUGCGACCCCGAGGGCUAG